Penicillium atrosanguineum is the source of this 591-nucleotide messenger RNA. RefSeq lists its product as uncharacterized. Gene Ontology annotation, cellular component: cytoplasm; cytoplasmic dynein complex. NCBI's taxonomy places the organism in Eukaryota, Fungi, Ascomycota, Eurotiomycetes, Eurotiales, Aspergillaceae. The transcript is spliced from 2 exons. The coding region runs from base 1 to 591 and encodes 196 amino acids. Gene Ontology annotation, biological process: microtubule-based movement. Gene Ontology annotation, molecular function: dynein intermediate chain binding. The record is from RefSeq and is a predicted model, not a curated record.
AUGGCCAACCCUCCUCAGCGCACACAGCAGGUGCCCCAGCAUGUCACCGCACUCCUCUCCCACCUCACCUCCCGCCCGGGCGUCCAAUCCACCCUGAUUCUCUCCCGCAAAGACGGUUCUAUCAUCCAAAGCACCGGAGAGCUCGCGAUCCAAGAGGCAACCGCUCGUCAGACGUCAUUGGCUUCAUCUACAGCUGACCAGAACCUGAUCGCUCAAUCUUCCGACUCGUCACCAGCCUCGCCCACAGCUCCUUCCCCCACAUAUCAGCCCUCACAAGCAGAGACUCUAGCCGCGCACAUUACCGCAUACGUCUCCAGCGCCUCCGCCUUGGGCAUCUCUCUCUCAAAGCCUACCCAGACCAGCGAGGGCUCCGAUUCGGCGUUGAACGUGUAUGGAACAUAUGGAAACGGCACAACUCCACAAGACCGAGAUGCAGACCGAGAUCGUGACGAGGACGAAGUGAAGCUGCUACGUAUGCGCACGCGGAAACAUGAGAUUGUCGUCGUGCCGGAUCGGAAGUACCUGCUCUGUGUUGUCCAUGAUGCGGCGCAUGCGAGUGCUGGACCUGGGCCUGCUGCUCGCAUGCGGUAA